AUGUCAACAGGUAUUCGCAUUGUUUUGGUUGGUAAAACAGGAGUUGGCAAGAGCGCCACAGGAAACACCAUUCUCGGGGAGAAGAUGUUCAGAUCAGAAGCAAGAGCUACAUCGAGCAAUAAACAGUGCACACCUGGAACACAGAUGAUAAAUGGCAGAGAGGUGCUUGUUGUGGACACUCCUGGUCUAUAUGACACAAACAUGCCUAAUGACGAAGUGAUACAAGAGAUCACUAAAUGCAGCACUCUUGCAGCUCCAGGUCCACAUGUCUUCCUUCUCAUACUUUCCAUUGGACGCUUCACUGAAGAGGAGAAAUCCGUCAUUAGACAGUUCCAAGAACACUUUGGCAAUGAUGUGCUCAGAUACACAAUGAUUUUGUUCACCAGGGCAGAUGAUCUUGAAGACAGGACAAUUGAAGAGUACAUUCGUGAGGUCCCAGAGCUAAAUCCAGUGAUUAAAGCAUGCGAGGGCAGAUACCAUGCAUUUAACAACAGAGAGAAGUUAGACCGUUCACAAGUUGAUCAGCUCAUGAGGAAGAUUGAUGUAAUGAUGGAACGCAACAAAAACAGCUACUACAGCUAUGAGCUCAACCAUACAAAAAGAAUUGUGAAGGAAAAAGUGAAACAUGAGUCAUAUUGUAGCUUGUCAUAG
Molecule: messenger RNA, 651 nt
Organism: Labeo rohita (rohu)
Lineage: Eukaryota; Metazoa; Chordata; Actinopteri; Cypriniformes; Cyprinidae
Product: GTPase IMAP family member 9-like
Exons: 1
Coding region: 1-651 (216 amino acids)
Molecular function (GO): GTP binding
Source: RefSeq, a predicted model, not a curated record